Mangifera indica (mango) is the source of this 1572-nucleotide messenger RNA. Its product is annotated as geranylgeranyl pyrophosphate synthase, chloroplastic-like. The record is from RefSeq and is a predicted model, not a curated record. Gene Ontology annotation, molecular function: geranylgeranyl diphosphate synthase activity. Lineage: Eukaryota; Viridiplantae; Streptophyta; Magnoliopsida; Sapindales; Anacardiaceae. Gene Ontology annotation, biological process: isoprenoid biosynthetic process.
AUAAAUGGCUUUCUUGUAUUGGUUGUAAGGCCAAAAUUCAAUCUUCGUCCUCCAUUUGUUGUUCUCGCUGCGGCAUUGGCCGGUAAUCUCUAUCUCUACGCACUCAGGUCUCUUCUUUCGCUUCUGCUUCAACAAAAACAUUAAAAAAAUUUCUAAUGUUCUUCGAAAAUGCAUUGAGUUAACAAUUCCUUCCUACCAUAUUUAAGCAACUUGUCUGAAUUUAGGAAAUCUGUUGAUGAAUCUGGAUUCAAGAUAGAGGGCCUUCCACCUUACCCAGAUUCCCUUAAUCUUCAUUACUGUAUAGGUUUCAAUUUCAUUUAUUAUCAACAUGUCUUCUGUGAAUCUUGGCACUUGGGUUCAUGGCUGCACCAUAUUCAAUCAAUCUACCAGAUCAAAAUCUCAUCCAUUUCAAAGGAUUUCAAUUGCAUCUCCAAAAUUAAGACGCCUACCCGAAUCCUUUGCCUUGCCAAGACGAAACAGAUCCCUGUCAGUUUCCGCUGUUCUCACCAAAGAAGAAACUCUCAGGGAAGAAGAGGAAGACCCAAAACCCGUUUUCGAUUUCAAGUCUUAUAUGCUUCAGAAAGGCAAUUCUGUUAACCAGGCCCUUGACGCCGUCGUUUCAAUCCGUGAACCCAAAAUUCACGAAGCUAUGAGGUAUUCUCUUCUAGCGGGCGGCAAGCGUGUAAGACCGGUGCUCUGCAUCGCUGCGUGUGAACUUGUUGGUGGUAAUGAGUCCAUGGCGAUGCCGGCCGCUUGUGCUGUUGAAAUGAUUCACACCAUGUCCUUGAUUCAUGAUGAUCUACCUUGUAUGGAUAACGACGACCUUCGUCGGGGAAAACCGACAAACCACAAAGUUUUCGGUGAAGACGUCGCCGUUUUAGCCGGUGAUGCACUUCUUGCCUUUUCGUUUGAAAACAUGGCUGUUUCUACGGUUGGCGUUCUGCCUUCGAGGGUGGUCAAAGCAGUUGGAGAAUUAGCGAAAUCGAUUGGCAUUGAGGGUCUUGUUGCCGGCCAAGUUGUGGAUAUAAACUCUGAAGGUUUAAAAGAAGUGGGUUUAGAUCAUCUUGAAUUUAUUCAUCAGCAUAAGACAGCUGCAUUACUGGAAGGAUCAGUCGUUCUUGGAGCAAUAUUGGGUGGUGGAAGUGAUGAUGAAGUUGAAAAGCUGAGAACUUUUGCUCGGUGUAUUGGGUUGUUGUUUCAGGUGGUUGAUGAUAUUCUUGAUGUGACAAAGUCAUCUCGGGAACUUGGAAAGACUGCUGGCAAAGAUUUGGUGGCUGAUAAAGUCACUUAUCCUAAGUUGUUGGGGAUUGAAAAAUCAAGGGAAUUAGCUGACAAGUUAAAUAAAGAUGCUCAACAACAAUUGUCUGGUUUUGAUCAGGAGAAAGCCGCCCCUUUGAUUGCUUUGUCUAAUUAUAUUGCCUAUAGGCAAAAUUGAUUUAUGUGUUUAGAUCAAUCUGGUGUUUCAUGAAAACAAAAAAUUUAAGCUUACCGCAUCUUUACAGAAUUGCAGGUGAGCUUUUAAUGUCAAAUCUACUUUCUUCUGCAGUAAUAAGCAAAUUAGUCACUUACACA